Hypoxylon trugodes is the source of this 1341-nucleotide messenger RNA. Its product is annotated as glycoside hydrolase family 76 protein. Lineage: Eukaryota; Fungi; Ascomycota; Sordariomycetes; Xylariales; Hypoxylaceae. The transcript has 4 exons. The coding region runs from base 1 to 1341 and encodes 446 amino acids. Gene Ontology annotation, molecular function: mannan endo-1,6-alpha-mannosidase activity. The record is from RefSeq and is a predicted model, not a curated record. Gene Ontology annotation, biological process: fungal-type cell wall biogenesis; carbohydrate catabolic process.
AUGGCAAGGAUUGCGUCUAGUCCGGUAGCGCGUCUCCUGCUGGCCGCCCACGGCGCGUUGGCAGGGUUGACUGUCGAUGUUGAGAAUGCAGACUCCGUUAAGGCGGCCGCGGCUCUUGUGGCAGAAGAUCUAAUGACAUUAUAUCAUGGCAAUGAGACAGGCCAAACUCCCGGCAUCUUUGACUCUCCUCCAGCUGGAGAUUAUUGGUGGUGGACGGGAUCUACUCUAUGGAGUUCUUUGUUGGGCUAUCGAAACCGGACUGGAGACACAAAGUACGACGAGACAAUCUCUCAGGGCCUCAUGUUCCAGGUCGGUCCGAAUAACGAUUACAUGCCUCUAAACUGGACGGCUAGCGAAGGCAACGAUGACCAGGGCCUGUGGGCAUUGUCGGCUAUGGCUGCUGGGCUAUAUGGCCUUCCAAACGGGGGAAACAACAAUCCUCAAUGGGUGGAUGUGGCCAAGAGCGUUUUCGAUGAGCAGCAUAUGCAUGAUCGACGAGUAGAUGAAGAUGAUUGCGCCGGAGCGUUGAGAUGGCAGAUCUACCCUUUUAAUAAAGGUUACGACUACGUUAACUCUGCUUCCAAUAUCGCCUUCUUGAACCUUGCUGCCCAACUGGCAUAUGUGACCGGUAACAAGACAUACGCGGAUGCGGCCAGCGAUACCUUCGAUCUGCUCUCGGAUAUCGGACUCGUCACUGAGGACUUUGAUGUUUACGACGGUGCUCAAGCGGACGACUGCGAUGUCAACAAGGCACAGUUCUCAUACGACGCUGGAUUGCUGAUUCAAGGCGCUGCAUUCAUGUACAACCAUACUGGAGAGGACGGCUGGAGGGGUCGCCUAGACGGACUUGUCAAUCGGACCCUGGAUAAAUUCUUCGUCGACGGCGCAGCUUUCGAAGUCGCUUGCGAAGAGAGUAACAGAUGCAAUACAGAUAUGUACUUCCUCAAGGGCAUAUUACUCAGAACACUCGGUUCAGCUAUGCAAGUCGCUCCUCACACCGCCGACAAGAUCCUCCCCGUUCUUAAAUCGAGCGCCAAGGCCGCCGCGGCUCAGUGCACUGGCGGUGAUAACGGUCGCAUGUGUGGCUUCAAGUGGGCUAGCGGCAAGUUCGACGGCAAGACAGGACCUGCUCAGCAAAUCAACGUACUGGAAGCCUUGGUUAGUGUUCUCCCUGCCGGUGGUGCGACCACGGGGAGCAACUCCAACGGCACCGAUAGCGGAAGCAAUGGCCAGAACACCCAGGGCAGCACGACGGACGACCACCAAUCCAUGGGAGUGCGGUCUAGCGUGAGCGUCGCAGCAUUGGUAGGAUCUGCUUUGCUGGGCAGUCUUUUCAUGUAA